AUGGUGUGGCGCCCCGAUCGACUGCUGCUGCUUCCAAAUCAGGGGAAGGCCAUGGAAACAGUCUCCCGGAAACCCGCCAGCUCCCACUUCCUCUGGGAUGGCAAGUUCACUCGCUUCGCAGAAUGGCGCUUCAUUCACAGGGCACGUCUCAACGUGGUGCCCCUGAAUGGAGCUCUGCGAGGACCAGCGAGGAACAAGAUGGGCCGGCGGUGUCUUCAUCCCAACGAGACGCUGCCGCACGUCCUCAAUCACUGCGGCCGCCACUCAGUCGCCUGGCAGCACCGCCACAACUCGGUGUUGCACAGGCUGGCCGCUGCCAUCCCGAGGGACCCGGGCGUGGAGGUGCGGGUAAACUGUGCCGUGCCCCACACCGGGUCCUUGCUCCGUCCUGACCUGGUGGUCGUGGACGAGCCCAGGAAGAUCUCCAUCGUGGAUGUUGCGGUCCCGUUCGAGAACCGCAGCCAGGCUUUGGAUCUCGUGCGGACCACUAAGACGACAAAAUACCAGGGGUUGGCAGACACACUGACCGCGCAGGGCUACACUGUUUACAAUGAGGCCGUCGUCGGGUCCCUCGGAUCCUGGGACCCGUGCAACGACUACGUCCUCCAGCAGUAA
This is a messenger RNA of Bacillus rossius redtenbacheri, 615 nucleotides long. RefSeq lists its product as uncharacterized. NCBI's taxonomy places the organism in Eukaryota, Metazoa, Arthropoda, Insecta, Phasmatodea, Bacillidae. The transcript has a single exon. The record is from RefSeq and is a predicted model, not a curated record. Bases 1 to 615 code for a protein of 204 amino acids.